This is a messenger RNA of Blumeria graminis f. sp. triticale, 3981 nucleotides long. The record is from the annotation of a GenBank genome assembly. Lineage: Eukaryota; Fungi; Ascomycota; Leotiomycetes; Helotiales; Erysiphaceae.
AUGUCACUAAAGCGGAAAGCUGACACAACCGUGUCUAAUGACGCGAAGAAACCAAAAGCUAAUUGUUCCAUAACUGCCUUCUUUCGAAGCCCAAAUCCCAUAUCUAAGAAAACAGAGAGUCCCGAGAGCAGCACAUACGACCCUUUACUGACUUCAUCGCCCACAAAGACCUUCAACAAGGAUGUAUGGGUAUCAAGCCUUACGGCUGAUCAGAAAAAGCUUUUAAAGCUGGAGAUUGAUACACUGCACGAGAGUUGGUUAAAAGAAUUGAAGGACGAUCUUUUGAAGCCAUCAUUUCUAGAACUAAAGCGCUUUCUAGAAAAGGAAAAGGCCAAUGGAAAGGUAAUAUUUCCGCCUGAAAGUGACAUUUACUCUUGGUCCCGAUAUACGCCGCUGAAUAAAGUCAAAGCCGUGAUUCUCGGUCAAGAUCCGUACCACAACACCUCACAGGCUCAUGGUCUCUCUUUUAGCGUCAAUCCACCCACCCCACCACCGCCAUCUCUUCGCAAUAUCUUCCAAGCACUUAAAAAUGAUUAUCCACAGACUUUUAAGCCACCCCCUAAUAAUACUGGACAACUUACCCCUUGGGCACGCCAGGGCGUUCUCAUGCUCAAUACAUGUCUAACAGUGCGAGCUCACGAAGCAAACUCUCACUCCAACCGCGGCUGGGAAGCCUUGACACAACGUGUCAUUGAUAUUGUGGCGAGAAAGCGAACGGGUGGUGUUGUGUUCCUCGCGUGGGGUACGCCUGCCGGUAAACGAGUCGGAAAGGUGGAUAAGGAAAGACACAAAGUAUUAAUGAGUGUUCACCCAAGUCCUUUAAGCGCAUCCCGAGGUUGGUUUGAGUGCGGGCACUUUCGAAAAGCAAACGAAUGGCUGGUCAGUCGCUAUGGUGCUGGUGCCGAGAUUGAUUGGGAUUUGAGUAAAGUUCGGCCAGAGAACAAAGAACCUUUGGAGGAAAAGAAGGAGGCAUGUCCCGAAAACAUGGAAAGGGAAAUAGCAACGCAACUCAUUGCUUCAGAAGAGAUACUUGAUAAAAUUGUCCAGAAAGCAGAGUCAAGUGGCUCGCCCACAGCAGACGAGCCUAACACGGAGAAGGGGCGUGAUGGGCUCGCUAAACACAAAGAAAAAUACCCGCAAGUUACAGAAGCCGCAGCAAAGCCACAAUGGGAAGACGCAUGGUUGCGCAAGUCAGUCGCGCCGAAUGAAGUUCAAGAGCUUCUUCGAGGUUGUGUCGCAGAGAUUAAGGCGCGAGGUUUGGAUAUUCCUUUUCUACUCUUACCUUUCCGACCUACCUCAGACCCCAGCGCCGCGCGUACCUUCAUACGACAUCAUUUCGAGAAAAAUCUUCGGGGCGAGUAUCUGGCCCAAGAAUUACGACUGACUGAACCCAUGGUUCUUUGCAGUGUACUUAAAUGGUGUUGGUGCAGACUACCUGGUGGCGUAGUAGGUUGGGAAGCAUACGAACUCUUCAGGGUCGGUGAAAUAGACUCCAACAUGGCUCGUAAUUCAUUCGCCACUUUUAUACCAAUCAGCGUAGAUUCAGAUGUUCGUCAACAAAUUAUUUUUGACUUUUUUGAUCUUCUUUCCGCUAUCGCCGCACAUAGUAAAGUGAAUGGAUUAAGUGGACGAAAAUUAUCGCGACUAGCUGGCUGGUGGGCUUUUGAACAAGCAGAUAACAAAUCCGGAUUUGAAGAAGGUUAUAAGGAAUGGAUUGCUGCAGCGAAUGCGACGAGCCACUUAUUUUUUGCUUAUCUUCGAUCACUAUCGCCGGACCAAGCAAAAGGAUUGAGUGGUAUGACAAACCUUCCGACAUCCCUGCAAAAACUUGUUUUGGAAACUGAAUAUCCCCCGAAAUACCCCGCAAACAUGCAGACCAAAAUUUUCAAGAUUUCGAUGGUCGUUGAUACAGUUUCGCCCACACCAUUCGCUUUGCUCCGCAGAGCAAGCCACUUUCAGUACCGUGAUGAAGAUAAAGAACUAAAAAAGCUAGCUGAAUACGAGGAUCCCGUAAAGUCUUUGGCUGACGAAUGCCGUCGUGUCCUGAAGUCUAUCUCCUCUGCAAAUCAAUUACAAGUCUCCCGGUCGAAAGUAUCCGCAGGCUUGAACGACGCAUCGUGGUCCAGAUUCCAAGAUUUAGGCUUCGGCGAAGACUACAAUAAUGAAGAAGAUGAUGAAUACGACGAAAUAGGUACUCUAAAGCGACAACGUCACAGGCCUAGGACAAUAUUAACACCAAAAAAUCCAAUGAUAGGAAGACCAACAACUCCAUCAUGGGCUGACUUCUUGUCUUCUGGAUUUGCUGAUCAGGAAGCAAGUGCACCAUCUGCGCUUCUCUUACCACCAGGUAUAAGUUUACCCCCAAUUGAGGUUCGGACACCAAGCUCUAGCUCACGAGACCGGAACGAAUUAUCACAGCUAGAACCCGGUGAAUUAGCCAGCAUCGCAAAGUUUAAUCUUGAUCAUGCCUUUUGGUGGGCUUGGAUCUGUAGCUUGGCUGUAGAGGAGCGACCUGAAAGGAAAGCUGCUUUCGGAAGAUGCGCCUUAAUUGAGACAGUUAUUUUUGGUAGUAUCUGGUUUGUACUUGAAGAAAAGGUCAGAGGGGCCGCUCAAUCUCCGCACGAAGAUAUAAACGUUUCUGAAAAAAAGCAUUUUUGGGGACGAUCUAAAAGAGGAAAAGACCUUAAUUGGCGAAAGCUAUCCGUUCGUCAGCCACCAGAUGCCUCCAGCUCUCGCUCGCCGAUAUUUCCUACAACACCCCAUUCAACAUUUAGCAAUUCAAGUAUUGGGUCUGAACCUCACGUGCGAAUACAAGCAGCAGCUGCUAAGCUCCAACAACAGCAAAGAGAUGAUGCAAGGCAGCCUGAUAUGCAAAGUAGAGGGAUGGAUCAGACCACUGCAACAAAGACAUCUAGUACUAUGACCCUCCAGCCAGUAGUUUUGAGUGAAGUUUCACCAGCGAUGAGAUGGGCAAGUAAGUAUGAUAAGGAGGCUAUCAAAGGAAAUUAUUUAAAAAGCUCAAGUACAGGUCGCGGAAACGGAGAACAGAUGGACUCAACAAAAGGUUUACAACAUGAAAAUAUCUCGGGAGACGUUACAAAUAACAAAAUAUCUUCCUCAACUACACCUACUAAGAUCCCAGUUCCUAAUUCUCCUGCCUCAAUGAAAGAUAAUAUACUGCGGCCUCGGAUCGAAGCGGCCCAAAAUAUUUCUGAAAGUGUAAGUUUGGGGAAUUCUCUGCCAGCUCGGAAAAAUGUUGCAGAUAUCAUGACAACUCGGUCAUCUGUGGACAUGGAACCAUCUAGUCCUCAAACUCCAACCUCUUUAAGAAGAAAUAGCUCGAGUGCUGGGUUUAAAAAAUUGUUUGGUCGAAAUAAGACCCAAAAUGUGAAGGGUUCUGAUCAUCCCCCACAAGCAACGAAUGGCCGCGAAGCUUUGGAAAGAAAGACCCGAGUAGGCUCUUCUCUUGUUCGGAAACUCUCCGGGAUCCGAAGGCGAUCCUUCACUCCGAGCGAGAAGGGUGAUACACGGUUAAGUCCCUCCGAAGCUGUACCUGUGAGCGGUAAGAGGUCUUCAGUCGUAUCCAAUCAGCAUGAUAAUCUCGAAGCUCGAACUUCGACAGCGCAGGAUAGUAUAUCACGAGUCAAUACCCAUGAAGCACAAGAAGCCCAAGAAGCAUUCUCUAAUUUUGACCAAGAAGGUCCGCCUGACGAUAGCUCCGUUAGAGUUUCUAAAGAUGGAUCUCCUAUCGAUAAUCUCCGUAACGUAUCUCUACCCUUUUCUCCGCAAGAUUAUAAAGAAGACACAAGUCAUAAGCAUAGAUCACCUCCGAUUGAUAGGUGGGCACAGAUUCGAAAAAAUGCUGCUGAACGGGCUUCUCAACGACAAACUGAUCUACAACCUAAAGAAGAUCAAAGUUUUCAAAAAGAUAUAGAAGAUAAAGAUACCAGCGGAGAUGAGUGCACGUCCUUUCAUCCUUGA